AUGUCCGACUCUAGCCAUGCGGGCCUCCAUCCCGCAGUCGUCGAGUCCAUCGCCGGCCUCAGCGCCGGCACCAUAGCGACACUGGUUGUGCACCCUCUGGACAUUGUCAAGACGCGCAUGCAAAUCUACCGCAGCGUUAGCGAUCCCCUCUCCAAACCGCCCACGACCGUCCGCCUCCUCCGCUCGCUCACCGCGAACCCGCGACCGAUUGCCUCGCUGUACCGCGGCCUGACGCCGAACCUCGUCGGCAACGCCAGCAGCUGGGCGUCCUUUUUCUUCUUCAAGUCGCGCUUCGAGCGACUCCUCGCCCAGCGCCACGGCACCGCCGCCAAUGACGAGGUACGCCCCUCGGCGGGCGACUACUUUGUCGCCAGCGCCCUCGCCGGCGCGGCGACCUCGGUGCUCACCAACCCCGUGUGGGUGCUCAAGACGCGCAUGCUGUCCUCGGACCACGGUGCGCAGGGCGCGUACCCGUCCAUGACGGCCGGCGCGCGCACCAUCCUGCGCACCGAGGGCGCGCUGGGCUUCUACCGUGGGCUGGGCGUCUCGCUGAUUGGCGUCCUGCACGGCGCCGUGCAGUUUGCCGUUUACGAGCCGCUGAAGCGCGCCUACUACGGCCGUCGGCUGCGCCGUCGCGGCGUCGCCAGCCAAGCGUCGCCUAUGAGCACCGAGGCCACCGUCGCCAUUUCAAGCUGCGCCAAGCUCAUCGCUGGCGCCGCAACGUACCCCUACCAGGUGGUGCGCAGCCGCCUGCAGAACUAUCACGCCGACGAGCGCUUCGGCCGCGGCGCGCGGGGUGUCGUCGCCCGGAUCUGGCGCGAAGAGGGCCUGCGCGGGUUCUACCGGGGCGUGGUGCCGGGCGUGGUGCGUGUCAUGCCGGCGACGUGGGUGACGUUUUUGGUGUACGAGAAUGUCAAGUUCCAUCUACCUCGUUGGGUAGCAGACGGGGCAUGA
Messenger RNA from Akanthomyces muscarius, 954 nucleotides. RefSeq lists its product as uncharacterized. The transcript has 2 exons. Gene Ontology annotation, cellular component: mitochondrion. Gene Ontology annotation, biological process: nucleotide transport; folate import into mitochondrion. NCBI's taxonomy places the organism in Eukaryota, Fungi, Ascomycota, Sordariomycetes, Hypocreales, Cordycipitaceae. Gene Ontology annotation, molecular function: folic acid transmembrane transporter activity; FAD transmembrane transporter activity. The record is from RefSeq and is a predicted model, not a curated record. The coding region runs from base 1 to 954 and encodes 317 amino acids.